Messenger RNA from Saimiri boliviensis boliviensis (Bolivian squirrel monkey), 962 nucleotides. RefSeq names its product chromosome 17 C17orf99 homolog (gene C17H17orf99). Lineage: Eukaryota; Metazoa; Chordata; Mammalia; Primates; Cebidae. The record is from RefSeq and is a predicted model, not a curated record.
GCAAGGAGCCAGGAGGUCCUCACCGCCUGAGCAGAGGCCCCACACCCACGAGGCAUGAGGCUCCCUGCGCUGCUCUGCCUGGCUGUGCUAGCCGCCAGCAGCUUCUCCGAGGUGCAGGAGGAAGAAAUCACCCCUGAGGUCUCCAUUGCCUACAAAGUCCUGGAAGUUUUCCCCAAAGGCCGCCGGGUGCUCAUAACCUGCCAUGCACCGCAGACGCCUCCGCCCGUCACCUACUCCCUCUGUGGAACCAAGAACAUCAGGGUGGCCAAGAAGGUGGCGAAGAUCCGCGAGCCGGCCUCCUUCAGCCUCAACAUCACACUCAAGUCCAGUCCAGACCUGCUCACCUACUUCUGCCGGGCGGCCUCCACCUCGGGUGCCCACGUGGACAGUGCCAGGCUGCAGAUGUACUGGGAACUGUGGUCCAAGCCAGUGUCCGAGCUGCGGGCCAACUUCGCUCUGUGGGACAGAGGGUCAGGCCCCAGGGUGGAGGUGUCCUGCCAGGUGUCCUCGGGCAGCCCACCCAUCACCUACAGCCUGGUCGGGAAGGAUGGCCAGGUCCACCUGCAGCAGAGACCACGCCACGGGGAGCCUGCCAACUUCUCCUUCCCACCGAGCCAGACAUCAGACUGGUUCCAGUGCCAGGCUGAAAACAACGUCAGUGUCCAGCACAGCGCCCUCACGCUGGUGCCCCCAGGUCGUGACCAGAAGAUGCAGGACUGCCAAGGCCUCUGGAGUGCCCCGUCCUUGCCUUGCUGCCCUACGGGAGCGCCCACCGUCUGAAAAGGAGCCUGGAGGGUUUUCAGGGUAGGGAACGGGGAGGUCAGAGGUCGCAAAGCAGCAGCCACAUAGAAUGAGCUGUCCAGAGAGCCGAGCAGGGCAGAGGACUGUGGACCAUCAGAAUGUACCGUCUGUAUUUAGAAUUCACGCGAAAAUGAGUGUGUUUUAGCUGCUCUUGCCACAAA